Messenger RNA from Zophobas morio, 1265 nucleotides. RefSeq names its product gastric triacylglycerol lipase-like. The transcript has 6 exons. Lineage: Eukaryota; Metazoa; Arthropoda; Insecta; Coleoptera; Tenebrionidae. The record is from RefSeq and is a predicted model, not a curated record. Bases 1 to 1068 code for a protein of 355 amino acids. Gene Ontology annotation, biological process: lipid metabolic process. Gene Ontology annotation, molecular function: hydrolase activity, acting on ester bonds.
AUGGGAACAGUGUUUGUGGUUUUCACUUUUUUUUGUGUCGUUUCGGCCAUAAAUAUCAAAAACAACGCCUGUCCUAGCUUGUUCCUGUACCCCGUUGCGGGAUUUAGUUCCAAAUGUUACGGUGAAAUGGUCAAGAGACGUGGGUACGAUAUAGUGACCCAUACAGUUGUGACCCAUGAUGGGUACAUUCUAAAUUUGUUUGAAAUUUUUAAUGCCACUCAAGAAAAUAAAAAUUUCACGGUUUUUAUACAACACGGGAUUUUGGUUAACUCUGGGGUUUGGGUUAACGGGGGUCCGCGCUCUCUUGCGUUUUAUUUCGCCGAUCUUGGGUACCGAGUUUGGUUGGGGAAUGUGCGAGGGACGUUGUACUCGAACAAACACGUAAAUCUGACAAUCAAUGACCCAAAAUUUUGGGACUUUAAUUUGGAUACUCUGGCAGCAGUCGAUAUCAGAACCAUGUUAACCUUCAUUGCUAAAACCACCAGACAAAAAAUACAUUAUAUAGGUCAUUCAAUGGGAACCACUGUGGGGUUGAUGUUUCUGGCUUCCUCUGGACAAGAAGGUGCCAAAUUGCUUCAAUCAGUAUCGCUGAUGUCCCCUGUCGUUUAUAUAAAUAAUCUCAAAAAACUUGAACCAUCUAUAAUACCAGCUUAUCUAACCGGGAAAAUUUUCAACCUCUUCCACGUCAACGGUUUUCUCUACCACGAAAACGCGGUUCACCGAAUUUUUACAAGCAUUUGCAAGUUGAUCCCCCAUGUGUGCUACCAACUAUUGAUAACCGUGGGUUUUGGGAAAACCACGCACUUUUCCAGCGACGACCUUCUGCUCUAUUUUAAUAAUUGGCCGGGCGGAAUUUCCUUCUACCAAAUUCAGCAUUACGUACAAAUCAUGAACUCCAAAAUGUUUCAGAAAUUCGAUUAUGGGGCUGCGCGAAAUUUGCAGGAGUAUGGAAGCGAAAAGCCUCCAGUUUACGAUUUGUCGAAAAUUAAAUUGCCGGUGUGUUUGUUUUAUGGAAAGAAUGAUGUUUAUUACGGGGAGGAGGUUUGCAGGUUUUUUAAAUCGAGGUAGUAUGGAUUGUUUUUGUACUUUUUAGAAUAUCGACAGAUUGUAUGGGGAAAUUGGUAGCAAUCAUAAAUGUAGAUACUCGAUUCCUGUUGGUCAACGGGAUUAUUAUAACCACAUUGACUUCAUGUUCGGGAAUUCUCUUCGCGAGGAUGUUUAUCCGAUCCUUGCUGAGACGCUGACUAAUGCUGAAAUGUAAUAAA